Molecule: messenger RNA, 792 nt
Organism: Penicillium vulpinum
Lineage: Eukaryota; Fungi; Ascomycota; Eurotiomycetes; Eurotiales; Aspergillaceae
Exons: 6
Coding region: 1-792 (263 amino acids)
Biological process (GO): meiotic cell cycle; regulation of synaptonemal complex assembly
Source: RefSeq, a predicted model, not a curated record
AUGGCACACUCGUCUGGACCAGGUCAGGCCCUAGCAGUCACUACUUCGCCAAAUCCUCUUCUCUCUCCCGAUGCCAUUCUCAGAUUGGGUGCCGAGCUCAACAGCAAUCCGUUUGGCACCGUGGUAACAACACCGGGUAGCAAUGAGCUAGAUGUAAUUGGGACAACUCUUUGGAACGAUUGCAGCAGCCGCAUGAUCUCGCAUGGUCACAACCCGGAGGAUGUACUCCUGCUGGGUAAAGUGCGGGCUCUCGCGUUUGCUGUGUUAAACAUGGCUGUGUCGCCUGAUGUCCCAGGGGGCCUCAGGUCUCUCGUACUGGCCCUCAAGGCGGCGCAUAUUUGCAUUGUGAACCGGCAAUGCGAAAUUGCGCUGAAUAUCCUGUCAGUGGCAGCUCUGAGGAUGGAAACUCUUCCCGCUAAUCUUGGGAUUGUUCCUGUAAUUACCCCUACUCUCACCACCCGAUACUUCCUGCUUCGUGCUAGACUGGCCUGGCUGCAGGGGCGAGUAGAUAUCGCUGAGCAUUUCUUUGCCAAAGUCCCGGAAUCGGUAUUGUCAAGUUAUGAAGAGCUGAUUUUCGAAACUUGUUUUAUCAUUGGUGACUCUGCACUCGCACGGCGCCAGUCUAACAUCGCUGUCACAUGGCUGCAAAGAGCGAGCAAUUACUUGCAGAAAAUCAUGACAGAGAUGAAUGGAGUAGAUUACUCUAACUGGAACCUGGUUAUUCGACAUUCCCUUGGAAGCUGCUGGCAUGUUACUUACAGACAGGAACCGUCGUCGCUGCUCGUCAGUUAA